Symbiodinium sp. CCMP2592 is the source of this 2037-nucleotide messenger RNA. The record is from the annotation of a GenBank genome assembly. Lineage: Eukaryota; Dinophyceae; Suessiales; Symbiodiniaceae.
AUGAGGACCUUGAACCGAAACUUGGCCUGUGAUUGCAGGUUGGCGCACACCACCUUUCAAGAAGGAGGAUGUUCAGGCGAUGAGGGCUCGGGCUCGGGCUGGCUGCUUGGAGCUGUGAAGUCAGAAUCCGAGCAGGCGCCCUUCAUGGCCUCGGCAGAGGUGGUCGCCGUCGUCCGCCGGGCUCCAACACUAUUUGCCGGGGAGGAGAGGUGGGGACAGGGCAACGGAAUGGUCUUGAGACAGCUGGAGGUCCAACCGGUUCGUAAUGUGCUGAAGCCUUUGCUGAAACUGGCACAGGGCUCCUCGCACGACUGGCUUUGGGGCUGGUCUCCAGAGAAACCACCCCACCAGGCGGAGUUUUUGCCCGACUUCUUCCGGGGCUUGGUCUUCGCAACGCUCAGUGAUGCCAAUGGUCUCGUCGAAGGGUUAGAUGCUGCUACCUUGGACUACUACGUCCAAAGCCAUCCGAUCUUGGAAAACUGCCCGGCCCCGGCCCCGGCCCCUGGCCCGGCCGGGGAGCCAAAAAGCACCCAGGAAGAAGGUGCCGGACCUGCAACCGGAGCUGCGGAGGGCGCAUCGGAGCCUGAGAAGCCGGCUCCAGAGAAGGCAGAGGUUGAAAGCAAAGCUGACGAGGCUAGCUCAAUCCCGAAAGAUCUCACAAGUGCUUCUCCGGUGGCCAAGGCUGACACUCCGGAGGCAGAACCGAAGGACACAGAUGUCAAGGUGACCACAGUGGCCACAGUGCCACCAGACGCCGCCAAGACGCCGAAAACCCAAGACGUUGGCGAAGCCGAUCCGAAGGUGACAUCCGAGACUGCCGAAGAUGCAGGCUGCGCCCCGGAUGUGGCAGCCACACCUCCUGCCGCUGCAGAUGCACCGUCGCCGGCUCCACUCAUGCUGGCGAAUGGGCCUGCAGGGAGAGGGAAACAAGAAGUGGUCAUGGAAGCGGGGAACAUCGAAAGAAAGCCAGAAUAUAGAAGACACCUCCAGGUCCGCGCUGACCAGUCUGCACCGCGCGGCUGGAAUGACAAAGAUCUUCAAUUGGAUGCUGAAGUGAAUUGCACAUGCCAGUUCCGUGGUACCCUUUUGGCUCCAAGAGCUGUGCACGGCUCGCCUAGGGGUUGGCGAAGACCCCUAAAGAGCGACGCCAUGGGGGAAGAAGAGGAGGAUGAACGACUCGCGAAAACGGGUCCCGAGCUUUUCAAAGAGCUUAGACGCCUUUACGCCGUUGCAGAGGUGGAGGACUACUUCAAGAACGGGAUGUGGCGAGACGACCUGAUGAAGACAGACCUCCAACUCAUAGAAGUUCACCGGCGCGAGGCCGGAGCUCCGGAUCCUCCAGAUCUGUCGGAGGUCAAGCUUCCACCAGAUCUCCCGCGCGGAUUUGUCCGGCCCAGGACCAGCCUUAUAUCCACGCCAUCGCCGUUAGCGGCCACAACGGUCACGACAGCAGUUGUGCCUCCCACAGGAGGCUCUGCAGUAGCAGACUUGCGGCUGAUAGCACUCUUCGUCGCAAAAUGGAAGCUUGAUGUCACUCGGACAAAGACCGCUUUGACCAAGCUGCUACCCUCUAGGCGACGGUACGUCAUCGCUCACUUCAAGCCCAAGGGAGACGCGGCGACUGAUGACGAACUGGAGUCGUACAUUGCCGAGUGCGAGUCCUCGAAAUCGUGGGACACUGCAACUGUGUUGGCGAACGGCUCCGCCAAUGGCGUCAAGCGCCCGCUGAGUGCUGUUUCUGGUACUAGCACGGUUGACGACCCUAGCAAGAGGCUUCGGCCCACUCUCGUUACGCCGGCUCGACCGGCUGCAACUCCGAAGCCUUCCCCCGCGACCUUGGCGAUGGCUCAAAGGUUGCAGGCGGCUUCGGCAGCCAGGCCGGCACCCCUGCGACCAUUUGCCGGGGUGGUUGUGCCUGCUGGGCGCGCUCCCCUCACGGUCAGCGCGCGACGCGCGGCCCUGACGGUCACUGCGCGGCCUCCAAUUCCGGUAUCGGCAUAUCCGAGGCCUGUCAUUCGACCACCAGGAGUCGGAGUU